GUAUCAAGCUCCCUUAAGAGGUGGAUACACACACCCCAUUUGCCGUUGAACUUGGACGACUAUACGGAACGAUCCGGGUGUAUUAGCGCGACUGUGACGACGCUAAAUUGUCAGAAGUGUUCUCUCAGUCGUGCAGAACAGUGGAAAGCUCUCUGUGUGGAGGAAAAUUUUUGUAUUGUGCCCAAUUGAAGGUUUUUCCAUGGGUGAAGUGAACUUUUUGCCUGAGCUCCAUUUUGGGUGCUCUAAAGUGGGUUUUGGGUCACAGUGAAUGAAAGUUAACAAAAGCUAAAUAGUUUUUUUUAUACUAUUGUGUGAAUUUAUUGGGGACAUAAGGAGAAUUUUCCUAGCAUUACCAAACCCCCCAAUUUUCACCAUCAACCUAAUCACAUUGAAACAUAUCGAUCGGUGUUGUGCGUCGAAUUUUUCUCGCACAACCCCCGUGUACACUGUGGGUUUCCCCGAAGGAAAACAAUUGGGGUUUGUGAGAGGUGAUUUUUCCAGAGAAAGUGCUGAAAAGAGCGUUCUCGCCUAAAAGCAUAACACUGUUUAGCAAAAUCUUCUGUCCUUCAGAAUGUCUCUGUAACUGUGUGUGUGUCCCUCCCUGAAAAGCUUCCCUUUUUUGCAAGAAAGAAACAAAAAAAACUCACACGCAAUGGCGCCAUUCAAGCUGAAGUUUCGCAUGGGCAGUUCCCGGAGUACGUCCCAGGAGACAACAGCCGAACCCGAUGUUACACAGACGCAUCAGCAACCACUGCUUGGGAGCCAACCUACAGGUUCAUCCACCACAACAAUUGAUACGGUCAGCCUGGGAUCAAUGAGUGGCGAUAGCAGGGCCUUGCUGCACAAUUCCGCCUCCGCAUCUGGACGUUUAGGAUACGAGAAUCCAACGCUGCAGCAGAAUUUUUCGGAUUCGGGUUCUGUGAAUAGAAACAGCACGGUGCCUCUGAGUCCUCCGCCGUCCUACGAGCACGUUCUAGAGGAGAUUUCCAAAAUAACAACCCACAUGGAAAUGUUACAGAAUCGCCUCGCAGCUCUGGACAAAGACAACAAUCCCACAAAUACCCCCGCCAAUUGGACAUACUGCAGUGGAACAUCGACAGCAUCCUGUACGACAAUGAAUGAGAAUUGCACGGGUAGUGUUGAGAAUUGCCCACUGAAUGACACCGAAGAGUCCCUCGACUCACCAAUCUACACGUGCUCCACCAUGACGACGCCGUCCCAGGAGAAUUUGCUAACUUGCACGGGCUCAUGCGAUCCCCUGUACGCACACAGCUCGUGCCAGCAGGAAGGUGGCCAAGAGCAGCAGCAGACUGAAUGUCAAACGGAAGUGAGUGAAGAUGAGGAGAAUAAUUCGGAUGUUGAGUGGAAUUCCCAUGAGCAUCAGCAGCAGCAAAUGCGAAUUCACGUACCGCAGCAGAGCCCGGAAAUUCUCAGUAAUAAGAGUAGCAAGGAGCUUUACAAGGCCGUAGCGAAACAGUAUGGGAUAACGUGUGAGAUGAGUUCAUCCUGCAAAUGCCUCGAAUGCGCCUGCCACUACUUUGACUGCGAAUACGAAGAGAACGAUCAUCAGAAAACUGACGGAGGACUUGGUGCUGGUACGCCAAUGUUUAUCAGUGAAGUUAUGCACGGAACGGCCUGCGUUAUUCUCUAAAUUUGUGGAAAAAUGCGCAUUUUUUUCAAGAAUUUCUUGGUGCAAUUUUUGUGGCCUCAUGAAGGUAAAUUUAAUUACAAAAAAAAAUUGAAACACCCCCUAUGAGGCUCUAAUGCAUUGAAAAAAAAAUCAAUUUGAUAAAGUAAUCCUAAAGUAAAAACAAAAGGAAAAUGUAAUGAAAUUAUAUUGUAAAAUUAGUAAGUAAAAAUAAAACUGAAUGCAAGUGUCUAUUGAUAUUGAAAAAAAAAGAACAAAAAUAGCAUUAAAAACCAAAUUGCACAUUUUUCUAUAAUAUUAGGAAUCAUUUCCCAACAAAAAAAAACAUAUUUAUUGUAAUUCCCCGUAUAAAACAUUUGCACAAAAAAAGGAUAUAUCCUCAAUGAAACUUAAGAUUAAUUAAAAAAGAAAAUGUUUAUAAAAUCUAAAGAAAAAAAACUAAUGUACUCCACUAAUCAGGGUGUCCAUUUUAUGAGAAAAUGUGAAAUAGGAAAUUCUUGUGUGAAAAUAAAACCUCUGUGUGAAAAUCUGUUACAAAAGAGAGAUCCAAUAGGAAAAGUAUGAUAUACAUAGUAGUUGGUUAGGAAUAUAUUUUUAUAGAGAAUCCUCAAAAAUGCAAAAUGAAAUGCAAAUUUUUGGAGGCAAUUCAGUGACUGUUAGUGAUCUGCAAAUUCCUUUAGAACAAAAAGAAUCACACACAAACCGUAAUAAAUUAUUCUUUGUAAACUUUGAAAAACUAUAUACACAAGAAUGGUUCUAACGAAAUUCUAACUAAGAGAUGUAAAAGUAAAAUAAAAAAAGAGAAAAUUGUCGACGCAAAACUUGACUGAAAAUAAAACGAAAAAUUAUAUAUUUGAGCUAUAAAAGUAAUUUCAAACAAUUUAUGAGACAUAAUAUACACCACAACCUUUGUAUUUUGAAAUGAUGGCAGUUCAUUGUGGAGCGAAGAAAGAAUUUUCUUUCCGCAUUGGUUCUCGCCUAGAGAACGGAUAACAGUGUUAAAUUUCAUUCACUGCCCAUGCACACCAGUCCACCAUAUUUUUCAACAACAAACACCCACUAUGCGACGAUAAAAGAACAUUAUGGAGAUUCCUCCGAAAGCGAUCAACACGCAUUUCACUACAAAACUCUCCCCUAGACCAUUUACCACCUACUUCACAGUAAAAGACAUCGCAAUUGAAAGAAAGAAAAACAAAAUGUAAGCCUACGUGAAACUUGUAACUGGAGGGAGAUUGUAACUAAUUUUAUAAAAAUAAAUUUAUGUUUGUAAAGAUACAAAAAA
Messenger RNA from Lutzomyia longipalpis, 2930 nucleotides. RefSeq lists its product as uncharacterized. The record is from RefSeq and is a predicted model, not a curated record. The transcript has 5 exons. The coding region runs from base 653 to 1651 and encodes 332 amino acids. NCBI's taxonomy places the organism in Eukaryota, Metazoa, Arthropoda, Insecta, Diptera, Psychodidae.